CCCUCGAGGGAGAAGCAACGCACUGCUUGGUGGUGGAGAAAUUUGGGAAGGAACCUAAGGAAUCGCUGUCCGACAUGGACCUCCCAUCCUCCACUAGUGAUGUGCCGAUGGUAGCGAACGGGUCAAUCCUUAUGGUGAAGACAAAGGCGGCUUACAAGCAGUAUCCACCAAGCAUCCUGUAUGGAAUGGGAUUGAGGACAAGAAAACACAGGAAACGUGUCCAAAAGAAGAUCAUCACAGAGAAGGAUGAUGAAGAGGCGGCUGCCCCCGAAACAAAGAAAGUCAAAGAGUCACCGGUGACUGAAAUGCCUCAACCUCUGGAGGAGCAACUUGAAAAGCAAGCUGAGGAGCAGGCGACAGGAGAAGCAAGUGAAGCUGCAGCUGCUGAUGAUGGGGAAAGUCAAUAAGUUAACUAUCUUGAAGAUGGGGAAUUUCCUAACCUAUGACAAAUAAAAGGAAAAUUGCAUUGUUAAUAAACAUAAAUUCAACAUAA
Messenger RNA from Myodes glareolus (Bank vole), 493 nucleotides. RefSeq lists its product as uncharacterized. The record is from RefSeq and is a predicted model, not a curated record. Lineage: Eukaryota; Metazoa; Chordata; Mammalia; Rodentia; Cricetidae.